Molecule: messenger RNA, 1605 nt
Organism: Sinocyclocheilus rhinocerous
Lineage: Eukaryota; Metazoa; Chordata; Actinopteri; Cypriniformes; Cyprinidae
Product: E3 ubiquitin-protein ligase HECW2-like
Exons: 9
Coding region: 1-1605 (534 amino acids)
Source: RefSeq, a predicted model, not a curated record
AUGAUCUUGUGUUUAUAUUUCACAGCGGAGACCAAAAUAUGUUUCAAAUAUUACCAUGGAGUGAGUGGAGCAUUGAGGGCCAUAACACCCUGCAUCACUGUCAAGAACCCUGGAGUUACAGUCGGGGCAGAAGGGCAGGUGGAUGGACAGUCUGUCACAGAACACUGCAGGAAAUUGGUCAGCUUUACUCUGUCAGAUAUCAGGGCUCAGGGUCUGAAGAAGGGCAUGUUUUUUAAUCCGGACCCCUAUCUGAAGAUGAGCAUUCACCCUGGUAAGAGGCACGGCUUCCCUACAUUCACCCACCACGGCCAGGAGAGACGAACCUCCAUCAUAUCAAACACGACUAACCCUGCGUGGCACGGAGAGAAGUACACUUUUGUUGGUCUGAUGACGGAUGUUUUGGAAAUUGAGGUCAAGGACAAAUUUGCAAAAAGUCGCCCAAUCAUCAAACGCUUUUUAGGUCAGCUGACAAUACCAGUGCAGAGACUGCUGGAGAGACAUACAGCCGGGGAUCAACAUGUGAGCUACACACUUUCACGUCGUCUACCGACAGAACAUGUGAGCGGACAGCUUCACUUCAGGGUGGAGAUCACCUCCAACGGACAUGAAGAUGCCAUGGGAUCUCUGCUGGGAGCCUCCUCUAUGAACGGAGAUCCUGGGAGCCCAUCGGAUGAUGAGGAUGUUUUGCAUCCUUCAUCCCGCAUUGCCAGGGGCCCCUCGCCCACCGGCUCUGAAGGGUCCCUGCACGGUGACACCUUUAGGACUGACGAGUGCAUGAUGGACCCUGAUGAGGAUCGGCUCUUGAGAGACGGAGCUCCAGAGUCUAUCGAAGGAACCCCGCGCCACACUCAUCGCCAGGCCUCGCUUAACGACUACCUGGAUGCCGUUGAAGCCCCUAAGGGCCCCGGAGACAGACCGCUUGGGGCCGCCUCACCUAAACUACGCUCAAGUUUCCCCACGGACACACGGCUCAAUGCUAUGUUACAUAUAGAUUCUGAUGAAGAUGAGGAGGGACACGCCUCCCAGGAUAUGACAUUGACCAAUGGCGCUCAGCGGCCUGAUGGACACACCUCCUCUGAACAGGACAAAGGGGAGGGUCCCGUGAAAGAGAGGCUUGAAGCAGAAGUAGCGAGCAGCGCCACAGAUACAGAGGCCACAGCAUCAGGGUCGAGCAGUGCCACCACAACGAGCCAAAAUGGAGGUGCUGAGGAUGGUCAGGAAGGAGCUGCUGCCUCUGGAGACUCGACACAGAGCACCAGCAGCGCUCAGCAACCAGCUCCCAAAAUACAGGUCUCCAGAGACAGACGCACAGAUACAGAGGCCACAGCAUCAGGGUCGAGCAGUGCCACCACAACGAGCCAAAAUGGAGGUGCUGAGGAUGGUCAGGAAGGAGCUGCUGCCUCUGGAGACUCGACACAGAGCACCAGCAGCGCUCAGCAACCAGCUCCCAAAAUACAGGAUGAGGAAGGAGUUGCACCCAAGGUGAUCACUGGGGAAGAAGAGGCCGCUACAGUCACAGAGUCCUCAGCAUCUGCCAGCAAUGCAGCUAGUGAAGGGGGCGGAGCCACAGCAGUUAAACAGCCGGAGCAGGGAAACUCCAGCUGA